AUGCGCUCGUCGUUCGCCGUGCUCGCUGCAGUCCUCUUUGUUGCUCUGCCUUUCCAGGCAGCUGCAGUGAAACGUGAGGCGCCAUUGAACAAUGCCUACUUGCCACCGUCUACGCCGCAGCGACCUUCGUCCAAGUAUGGUGCUCCGCCCUCGAGCUCGUAUCUGCCACCAGCUUCCGGUCCAGCUGCACCACCAAACAACAAGCUUCCGGAUUCCAGCCCAUCUAUUCACAUGCAACGUCCUCUAGACUAUCUGCGCAGCCGACAGACAGCUCCAUCCUACUCGGGUUGGUCCCGUAUGCCACCGCUGCUGCGCCAUAGCAUACCAUUCUAUAUGGCGGCCUCAUCCAGUCUUUGGCGCCUUCGCGUCGCGCCUCCCCGUCGAAACUACAAAGUAAUGGACUCCGCCAUCAAGAACAUCACAGCCCCGACGCCCCUCUUCACUAUGAGUACACCAACAGAGCAGAUCUGCGCCUUUACACUAGCAGCUAUGGAAAAGCUUAUGGUGCACCCGCACCACACUCCUCCACUAACGAGCCACCCCAACACGUCCUGCUCCUUCCAGAGCUAUGGUGCUCCCGCACCCUCAUCCAACUACGGCCCACCAAAGCAGUCUGCGCCUUCCCAGAGCUAUGGUGCUCCCGCUCCCUCGUCCAAAUAUGGUGCCCCGAAAUUAUCGCCGCCAUCCACAAGCUAUGGUGCACCCUCUCGUCCAUCGUCCAGUUAUGGCGCGCCAAGCGUAAGCAGCUUUGUGCCUCUACCUUCGGCUCCUUCCACAAACUACGGAGCUCCAUCCAAGACUCAAACUUUGGGCAGCAGUGGCUACACCUCUGGUCCAGCUGCGCCACCUUCGUCCAGCUACGGAGCGCCUUCAUCCUCAUUUAAACCCAUCUCUUCCCACAGAGCACCAUCCUCAUCUUAUUCUGCACCAAGCCCUAGCUCCAACAGCGGCGGACCAUAUCCUUCAGCACCAUCAAGCUCUUACUCGGCUCCUAGCCCAAGUGCCAACAGUGGAGGAUCUUAUCCCUCGGCUCCAUCGAGCUCUUACUCCGCACCCAGUCCAUCAGCUAACAGUGGAGGACCUUAUGCCUUCAGCACCCAAGCUCAUUACUCCGCGCCCAGUCCAUCGUCUAACAGUGGAGGACCUUAUCCAUCAGCUCCUUCAAGCUCUUACUCGGCACCCAGUCCAUCAGCUAACAGUGGAGGACCAUAUGCUGCUGCUCCAUCAAGCUCUUACUCCGCACCCAGUCAAUCGGCUAAUAGUGGAGGGCCCUAUCCUUCAGCGCCCUCAAACUCUUACUCCGCACCCAGCCCUUCGGCUAACAGUGGAGGACCUUAUGCAGCUGCUCCAUCAAGCUCUUACUCCGCGCCCAGUCAAUCGUCUAACAGUGGAGGACCAUAUCCUUCAGCACCCUCAAGCUCUUACUCCGCACCCAGCCCAUCGGCUAACAGUGGAGGACCUUAUCCAUCCGCUCCCUCAAGCUCUUACUCCGCACCUAGCCAAUCGGCUAACAGUGGAGGACCCUAUCCUUCAGCACCCUCAAGCUCUUACUCCGCGCCUAGUCCAUCGGCUAACAGUGGAGGAUCUUAUGCUGCUGCUCCAUCGAACUCCUAUUCAGCUCCAAGUGUUUCAGGUCCAUCCAGCUCUUAUUCUGCCCCAAGUGCUUCAGCCAAUAGCGGUGGAAAUUAUCCCUCGGCGCCAUCAAGCUCCUACGGUGCCCCUUCAUCUGGUAGCUUCAGUUCCGGCUCUGGAGAUUCCGGAUAUGAAUACUCCGGACCCAGCCAGGUACCCGAGACUAUACAGCAAGGUUAUAGCUCCAAUGGUGGUUAUACCUAUCGCAGAAAGUGA
This is a messenger RNA of Drosophila busckii, 1848 nucleotides long. It is a transcript of the gene Muc91C, whose product is annotated as pro-resilin. NCBI's taxonomy places the organism in Eukaryota, Metazoa, Arthropoda, Insecta, Diptera, Drosophilidae. The record is from RefSeq and is a predicted model, not a curated record.